AUGGCAACGGAUCAUCGUGUAAACGAUAGUGAGCAGUCCUUACUUUCGUUGGAACUCGCUGUGGAUAGCAGUAGACUUCUCUUUAAGCCAAGAAGUGACCUCAUGGAGUUCCUCUUGAAUGGAAAUAGCACCAAGAGAAGAUACUCUACGACCGUUGAUGAAAAUAGAAAAAAAAGAAUACGACGUGACGACCUUUUAUUUCAUACUCUUACUAACAUAAGCCUUGAUUCAGAGAAAAUAGCGAAGGCUAAACAGAAUUUUGCUGACCCAUCGCCAGACGACAAGGUCUUGGAAGCUCAGAAAGAGGCCUUUGAACAGGGAAUGGGUAACUUAAAGAUCUCUCAAGCCGAGACUUCUAAAACGGUCAAAACCACUAAGCCAGCUAAGAAGAUCGAUAUUCUAGAGGAAUUGUCUACCAACAGCACCUAUGCUAAACCGCACAAGUCUUUUGUAGUCAUUGGACAUGUGGAUGCUGGGAAGUCUACUUUGAUGGGUAGAAUCCUCUUUGACUAUGGAAUUGUAGAUGCUCGAACUGUGAACCGUUUGGUCAAGGAAGCUGAAAAUGCAGGUAAGGGAUCAUUUGCGCUUGCUUGGAUUAUGGACCAGACAGCUGAAGAACGUUCGCAUGGUGUAACUGUAGACAUUUGCGCAACGGAUUUUGAAACUCCCACUACAAGAUUCACAGCUAUAGAUGCACCUGGCCACAAGGACUUUGUUCCACAAAUGAUUGGAGGAGUUUCCCAGGCUGAUUUGGCACUUCUUGUAGUAGAUUCAAUUACUGGUGAGUUUGAAGCUGGUUUUGCAAUGGAUGGACAAACCAAGGAACACACCAUUUUAGCCAAGAACUUGGGUAUAGAGCGGAUAUGUGUGGCUGUAAAUAAGUUGGAUAAAGAAGAUUGGAAUGAGGAAAGGUUCGAACUGAUCAAGACCCAGUUAACAGAAUAUUUGACUAGUGACGAAGUUCAAUUUGCUGAAGAGCAGAUCGACUUUGUGCCGAUUUCCGGUUUGAGUGGUAACAAUGUGGUCAAGCGUGAUACCUCCAUUGCCGCGUUCAAUUGGUACAAGGGCCCUACCUUGGGCCAUUAUCUUGAAAACGUGAAGUUGUCUUCUACAGUAGACACAGACUCUAUUUCAAAGUUACUCUCUGAAGAUUUCUUUGUUUCUGUCCAUGAUUCUCAUAAGGAUAAGGGUGAAUACAAGAUCAGUGGCAAAAUCAGUAGUGGUGUUAUUCAAGUUGGAGAAACUGUGAUUGCUGCUCCCAGUGAAGAAGUAUUCAAGGUUCAUUCUUUACGUGUAGCCAAGAAGAAGGUAGACUUUGCUAUUCGUGGAGAAUUGGUAGAGAUGUCGUUCAAGGCUAGCCAGGUUUCGAAUGAAAGUGCCGAUAUCUUCAGGAUCGGCGACUUGGUCUCUAAGGUUGGCUCUCCAGCCAAGACAGUCAAGAAGUUUACCGUGUCAUUGCAUUUGUUCAACAUGGACAAGCCAUUGUUGGUCGGUAUGCCCUUCGUUUUGUUUAGGAAUAACUGCCAGGUACCUGCCAGAGUAUCCAAACUUAUUGAAAUCACCAGUGGCAAGAAGAAAAAGAAGUUGCUCCAUCUUGUAUCAAAGCAAACAGCUAUCGUGGAGAUUGAAGUACAAGAGGGAAGCUCGCUUCCUUUGACAAAGUAUUCGGAUAAUAAGAUAUUGGGCAGAAUCGUCAUCAGAAGAGAGGGAGUUACAAUUGGAGCAGGAACAGUAGUGGAUUUCUAA
Messenger RNA from Scheffersomyces stipitis CBS 6054, 1746 nucleotides. RefSeq names its product ribosome dissociation factor GTPase. The transcript has 2 exons. The record is from RefSeq and is a predicted model, not a curated record. Gene Ontology annotation, biological process: translation. Gene Ontology annotation, molecular function: GTPase activity; GTP binding. NCBI's taxonomy places the organism in Eukaryota, Fungi, Ascomycota, Pichiomycetes, Serinales, Debaryomycetaceae. Bases 1 to 1746 code for a protein of 581 amino acids.